Molecule: messenger RNA, 718 nt
Organism: Coccidioides posadasii C735 delta SOWgp
Lineage: Eukaryota; Fungi; Ascomycota; Eurotiomycetes; Onygenales; Onygenaceae
Gene: DTD1
Product: D-tyrosyl-tRNA(Tyr) deacylase
Biological process (GO): tRNA metabolic process
Cellular component (GO): cytoplasm
Molecular function (GO): D-tyrosyl-tRNA(Tyr) deacylase activity
Source: RefSeq, a predicted model, not a curated record
GGCAGAUGUAGCUUGUCGCAAGAAGGAUAGGGGGCCCGAAACAGUGUGUCGAUUGUCACAACACGCGUGUCUUUAUGGUGCAGUCAAGCAUAAUAACAGCCUGAAGACUUAGUCCUCGUUCAUCUCUUCUGCCAAUAUGAAAGCUAUCUUGCAGCGGGUCUCCUCCGCUUCGGUUACAGUUGAUACGAAACUUGUCUCCUACAUUGGACGGGGAGUGCUAGUUCUAGCAGCAGUUGGGCCGCACGACACUGAGAAAGAUGCGGAGGCUCUUGCUGCCAAGGUGUUAAAGCUCAAGAUGUGGCCUGAUGACUCUGGGGCAAAUUGGAAAAAAAAUGUCCAAGACAUACAAGGAGAGGUCCUUUGUGUGUCACAAUUUACGUUGUUCGCAAAGGUGAAGAAAGGCAAUAAACCCGACUUUCACGGUGCUGCGGACGCAGUAAAGGCUAAGGAGCUCUACGAGUACUUCUACUCCAAGGUUGGGGCGUUAUACAACCCUGACCGAGUCAAGAACGGCGUGUUUCAGGCAAUGAUGGAAGUUGGACUUGUAAACGAUGGACCGGUGACACUGGAACUUAAUACCGAUUCCAAGAAGGCGGAAUAAGCAUACGGAGUCGUUGACUAUUUCAAAAGCAAGCCCUAUAGACGACCCGUGUAUAUACAUAGAUAAACCCAGAGAUACCAAUCGCGUAGCAUAUAGAUUUACCCAAUGGUCCAGUGA